AUGGCCACCGAUAAAAUUGCAGUAGUUAAAAGAUAUAUUCAAUUAGCAAAUGAACAUAAUUUAGACGAAAUCUAUAAACUAUUCGAUGAUAAUUUAAUGGUAAACUAUUUACAUUCACGAAAAACAGAAUAUUUUGCAUUAAAUGAAAUUAAAGAAUUAUAUAGAAAAUUUUUUAAUGAAUUUAUACCUGAUAUAAAAUGGGACAUUACAUCGGAUUUUAAAACUGAUAAUAAUUUUACAAUUAGUGAUUUAGUAAAAGAUAAAAGUUCAUAUAAACAAGGUGAUGCAGUUGUAUUUAAUGCUAAACGUGUAACAAAACAAAAACCAGAAUUAAAUGAUAUAUGUAGUACAGAAUGGGUUUGUGUUAAUGAUGAAGGUGAAGCAUUAGCGAUACACACUGUAAAACAUGUUGUGCUGCACGUGGAAACCAAACAUUGUAAACUAACUAAUAUCUACGGUCCAGCCGAAUGCUCUGUCAAUACUACAAUAUUUCACAUGAGUCCGUCUUACAUUCAUGAUGCAGCAACAGAAGCAGCAGUGAUAUAUUAUUCCAUACCUAUAGGUCGACCAUUAAGAAAUUAUAAGUGCUGCAUCUUGGACGAGUAUUUGCAAGAAGUUGUCCUUAAUCAAAUAGGUGAACUUUACAUUGGCGGUUGUUGUGUAUUUUCUGGUUAUCUGAAUCAACCGGAGUUAACUGCAGAAGUAUUAGCAGAACUGUCACCUCAUCCUCCCCUUGGGAGUGAUAAUAAAUCAAAACGGUACUAUUACAAAAGUGGUGAUUUAGUAAAGUUAAAUAAAGAUGGUGACAUAGUGUUUAUUGGUGGAAAAGAUUUUCAAAUCAAACUGAGAGGACAACGAAUUGAUGUAGAUAAAAUUGAAAGUAUAAUAAUGAAUUCAUUGGAAAAUUGGCAGGUUCAGAAUUGUAUCGUUAAGAAAGUAAGAGAUGAACUUCGUCAAGAAGACUAUUUAGUAGCCUAUGUACACCCCGUGAAUAACGAAUUAGAAGAACAUGUAAAUGAGAAACACAUUAAGAACUACUGUCACCAACGUUUACCUGCGUAUAUGGUACCUUCCUACUUUGUUCUAAUGGAUCAAUUUCCUUUGAAUCAAAAUGAUAUAGUGGAUCGAAAGGAAUUGUCACUACCUGAUUUUAGUCGAAGGACACUGAUGGCCUACAGCCAAGAAGUGAAUUAG
Molecule: messenger RNA, 1194 nt
Organism: Didymodactylos carnosus
Lineage: Eukaryota; Metazoa; Rotifera; Eurotatoria; Philodinida; Philodinidae
Source: the annotation of a GenBank genome assembly